GCCACCUCCAUACAUGCUGAUAACAAGGAACAAUGAAUCAUCUUGAUAAACAAUACGAGUCCGCACUAUCAUCCGUCAACGAUCCACGACAACGGAGAGACUACUAACAGCUUGAACUUUGAUGUAGUGCAGUGAAGAGACAGCAUAAUUGUAGUCUUCAGAUCUUCAGAACAUUGUAGUUGUCAGAUCUUCGUCUCUUCAUAUCUCCUUGGAACAUUGUAAGUAGUUGCACUACGUAGUCUGAGCAAUAUCAUAGUUCUACAGAAUGGCGCCAAAAAAGAGUGCUAAGAGGACGCCUUCCAGGAAAUCGACUCCCGUGCGAAAGGGCCGGUCGACUCCUGCGCGGAAGGCAACACCGACAAAAAAAGGGAAGAGUCCUUCCACAAGUAGAACUACAUCAAGUCGUGCAAGAACUACGUCAGCAAAAGAAAAUAAGCCAAGCACAAAUACUACUACAAGAGGUAGCUGCACCUCCAGCACAAGUACAACAGGCCCUAGCAGAAUUAAGGGUAGGGUAAAGGUGCUUUUGUUUCCGCUUUUUAUGCCUUUCCUAAGGGAGAAAGGCAGAAAAAGCGGGGUCCACGAGCACCAAGGCCCUACCUCUAACAGAAGUACAAGCAGCACUGCAACUAGAGUUGCUGCUAGUACAACGAAAAGCUCACCCUCAAAAAAUCUCAAGGCGAAUGCCAUGUCCAUGAAGAGCAGUUGCAGUAGCACUACAUCAAAUAACAAGAAAAGAAGUAGAAGCGUCUCUCCGAAUGUCGGACGAGGGGGAAAAGGGGCCACGACUUCAUCCAAAUCUGGCUUGAGCAAUGCCACGACUACGUCGACAGCAGCCGCGACCGCAGCCGCUUCGAAGUUGUCAAGGAGUACGUCGACAGCAGCCGCUUCGAAGUCAAGGAGUACCUCUGCUAUGCGCUCGUCUCCAGCACCAAAGAUGCAAAAGAAGAGCUCAUCAACACCUUCUGCUUCCAAGGCAAAGAAGGUGGCGCCUAGAAUUAUGACACAGAAGCUUCUGUAGUAAAAAAUCUUCAAAAUUUAAGCAAAAAAUUAGAUAAAUUGGGCGACAUAACCGUAGUUACCCGCGGUAUGCGUCUCUAGAUGAAUGUGAUGUCGACUUCUUAAGGAGCACAAAGGUUCUCUAUGACCGACUUGUUGUAGUAGGGUUGAUUACUUCUAGCGCUAACCUUGUACCUACUUACCUAACCCUACAAGAAGAAAGUCCUCUAACACAACAAGCUCUACGUCACGUGGAAGAGCAAGAGUGGGAGAGACUGCUGUGGCAGGGCCAUCUUCGAUAUCACCUAGCAGAAACAGGACACCUACUACGCUUAAGGCUCGUCGUGCUGCUAAAUUAGCGGUUCUAAAAACCCAUUUUCUCCGUCUCUCAAAUACUUAGAAAUUCAAAUUAUAUGAGAGUGAUCAUGCUUAGUUACAGUAGAUAAGUCCAAGGGCAAUGGGAAAGCGAAAAACUCCACCAUGUUGAUCAUCCACUAGUACAUGCAUACUGGGGCCAGUUCUUGAAGUUGUAAGCACGCCCUUAUUUGGGGAAGUUCUAAUAUCCGGAAGAAGAAAAUGCUGAUUAGCCCGAGUAGCCCUUCACCAGCUAGUGCUAAAAAGACUAAAACUUAUGGCCUCGCAUACUGCGGUUGCAUCCUACUCGUCCUUCAAACCAUUCUUGUGCCAUUUUUGUGGUUUUCUUUUUCAAGUAGAAGACAAAGGGACGACCAUAACCAUUCUUGUAGUCUUCUGUUUCUGUUUCAAGUAGAAGAAAAUGAAAAAGGACCAACACCAAGGAUCAUAGUACUCCCAUUCCCGACGAGGGUGCAAAUAAUGCGGUACGGAGCUCUAAAAAGCGUCUGCGAUGAGGGUGAGCACGUCGAGUAGAACACCAAAGAAGGAUAAAAAGCCAUUGUCAGGUGUCAAGAAUACACGCUUGUCGUCACCGAGCAAGCCAAUGGGAAGCAUGAAGAUAUCGCCAACCAGAGCAAAGGAAGCCGAAGCAUUUUUAUGAUGAAGAUGUCAAGAUCGAUGGGUCCGCUCCUUUUAUACAACAACUACACGCCGUCUUCGUGUAGAGAGUUGAAAAGUUGUAUUCUUGAUGGAAUUGAGUUUGUUGAGAAGAUGUUGUAGAUGGUUGACAUCAUGGCGGUUGUUGACGUCAGUGACGAGGAUUUUGAAUAAUUCAGUGAUAACAACUUGCUUCAACUUUAUCUGGGGCGCAACUCAAUUUUUUCAUGUCGUCAUCGUUUCUUACCUGUUCUUGUAGCUGCAAUUGGUUUCAGAACUGGUAGAUUUUUUCAUGUUGCGUCUGCUGUUUUCUUGCCUGAGGGCACAGUGCGUCGCAUAGUCUAGAGGCUGGUAUGCUAGCCAGUGGUAGACUUCAUGGCUUUGAUGGUCUCGACUCUUGGGACACAUAGGUCAAGAGCACCUUCUUAGACUGAUAUAGACAUAUUAUAUUUUCCUUUUUCUUGUUUUUCUAACAUCCGCUGCAGGGAAGCAGAAGACGAGCAAAAGUUCAUCAAAAUCUUCUGGGCGUCUAGGUCUUAAUAGCCGUGGAGGGAGCGAAGGUAGCUCGCCUAGUACAGCGACGCAUUUGAUGCCUUUGGAAGGAGCUCCGCCACUGGGCUUGGGUGUCGUAGACGCUGACAUCAAGGUGGAAAAAGCUCCUCUUGAGAUUAAGGCUUUCGAAUAUUAAUGAUAAUGUUGUACCAGUAGCAUUACCUCCUACAACUACGCUACUAGUUAGUAGCUACAGCUUCUCGUCCUACUAAAAAUAAUCGGUAUCGGAUUCGUUGCAUCUACUUGGGAAACAAAGUAGUUGAUUACUAAAAUAAGUAGUUGAUUACUCAUCUACUUGGGAAGUAGUUGAGUAUAAAAAUAAUAAUGCGCGCUCUCCACCGUCCUCGUCUAAUCUGAGUGAUGACGUUGAGAACGAGAUCCAAGGACACCAGAGGUUCUUGGACAUGCUGGAUGAAGAAACAACGCCUGCUUCGAAGCGUGCACGCUUCUUGCUAUCUCCUUUUGACGCGAAGAUGCAGAGUCCUGCUUCGUCUUCUGGUCUAGCAGGGAUAGACGCAGAAGUCUUCGAAAAGGAUGAGGAUGAUCAUUAAGGCCCACUUCCAUGAUGCUUUAUUUUAAAUCGUCAAAAGCAGGUCGGAUUCAUUUUCUUUACAUGUUGUCCGGAGCAGGCACGAGCUUCGCGUUUUACUAACGCAAAAUGAGUAUAAUUAGCAAAGUUGUUGUGAUCUUGCCUCGUCUGGUGCUGUUGGGUGCUCAAUGAAUAAGAUGCAUUGCGGUAGGUUCUACAACGAACUGGUAUAAAGAGCUCAUCUAAAAAUAUGGGCGACAAGAACCGAAGGCAAUGUCGGAGACGCUUAAGGGCAAACAGCCUCAGUCAUCAGCGAAAAAAUCUCCACGUAGAACGAAAGGGAUCCUAAGAGGGGAAAAGAAGGUACUUUAGUCACGAUCAUCAUGGUCAUCCAACGUAUCACGACACGUACAUGUUGGAUCACAUAGUUUGAAGAUGCAAUGUAGAUGUACAUCACUUUUAAAAACAACAAUGUUUUUCCCGAGAGAAUUUAUAUAUUUUAUCGAAAUCCACCUCUUCUUCCAGAAUCCUGCUCCACCAUCCGACGUCCUCGAAAGUAGUCGCUCUCCUUUUGGCAAGGGCAAUGCUCCACCUGCACCUCUAGGAAGUAGAUCCUCGACGACCUCUGCUCAGCAGCAACAAAGAGAGAAAGUGGCCUUUUGUCAAGAUGUGGAAGAGUUCGAGUAUGAAGAUGCCUAUGACACAGGAACGGCAGCUGGCAGGAGACCUCACUUUCAAACUCCUGUGGAACACCAACAAAGUCAAUUGGAUUUUUUGGUACUUUUUGAUUUAACAUGAUAAAAAUAGUCCUCGAAGUAGAAGAGGCAGUCGUGCCAAGAUGUUGAUAAUCACUCUUGAUUUCACAUCUUUAUUCUUCACUCCAGUUCUCAAAUCCGGAGGAGUGGGAAAAGCAGCCAUUAUAUCUGGAAAACCAGCGGAAGCGGCGUCAAAGAUUUUUUCUGAUGACGGGGUACGGAUGUGGCGGCUACGGACCUGCUUGGAUAGACGAGGAUGAAGAAGAGGAUAAUUUACGGAGGAGGAGCUUUAAUUAAAGUCGUGUUAUCCACUGAUGUAGUUUUUCAUGGAUGCUUCUUCUAAAAAACAAAUCCUCGUCUUUAUAAACGCUACUUAGGCUGCUCGUCUGGCUCGUCUUUAAUUUUUUGACGCUACUUGUACUUGUUAGACAGAGCAAGGUGGUACAAAAAAAAAUUGUUGAUCUUGAUGUAGAUGAAGAUCAUUGACCACUUGUUUGAUAGAAGAUGACUUCUCUAAAGAAAGGAGAAGAUGACGACGCUGAUAGUGGUGACGACGAGGAAGAUUUUGAUCAUUUUGAUAACGCGAUCCGCAAAGGUAUGAACAAGCAAGAUCAACAAAGUCAACAACAUGUACGAGAAGGACCGCCUUCCUCGUCUUCUAGCUCGAACGGCGAUGGUGGGAGACAAACAAAGAAAACAAAUCGUUUUGGCCCUAGUUUAAGGCUCAGCUUUCAAUGGUCAUUGGGGUUGGUCACUGAGAUCCCUCUUGAGAGAACAGGGGAAAAUGAAGGAAAAGCAAAGGGAGAGGCAUGGGGCCCAUUUCUUUCAGAGUCAGUGACCAUUGAAUGCUGAGCUUUAACUAGUACACCUGCAAUACGUAAAAGUAAAAGUAAAAGUAUUACAGGAGCUUUAAGUAGUUCGUAUUUAGAAGGGCGGGACGAGGACUACAGCGAACAAGACGGGGAAAAUGAUGCAGCAGUGGUGGAAGGAGACGCAGAGAAAGGUGAUUUUUACCCUGAUUAUAUUCGUACUCCUCCACGUGGUCCACUAGAUGAUGACUCCAGUGAGGAAGAUUCGCAUGCUGCUCAACCUGGAAGCGUAGAUCGCCAUAGGGAGAACUCUCUGACGCCGAAUUCUAAGAAGAUUGUUAAGGCUUUCGAUGUGUUUCGUAGAUAUAAUUACAAUAAACACCAAGUCUUCAAGGAUCAUGUUGAAGUUCGGACGAGAUAAGCUAUCUUUUCGCUAUACAACUUCUAGGUCCUCUAAGAUGGUUUCUGACCCUGGCAUUAUGGAACCACAGCACUCGUUGAGCAUGCUGGAACAACAAAGCCCAGAUGGAGGAUCUGCUACAGCCGAACAAGAUCUUCGAGGGAAGCUAAGACAAUCUGAAACAGUGGGACGACUAGGGAAGCUUCAAUCAUCUGCCGCUUCAUCAUCUGCAGCCUCAAAAACUUGUAGUACAACUAAUGCAUCUGCGGAGGCUACAACUAGUACAACUAGCACGACUACAACUUCUAUCACUUCUUUAUCAACAAGGAAAGCUCCCCUUGAAGAUGCAGCAGCUACUCAGCGACUUCAGUACCAACAGUUAAUCGAAUCCGAUGACGAGCAGAAGUACAGCCAGUUUCUUGAGCCAGCAGAUGAGGCGAAAUACAGCCAGUUUCUUGAGCCAGCAGAUGAGGAGAAAUACAGCCAGUUUCUUGAACUAGCAGAGCCAGAAGUGAAAGGACAGAAGCAAGACAAGCACAAAGUAGUGCAUCAAUCUAGAAAUAGCAAUGCUUCGUCUUGUUCUUCACCGCCACCAAAAAAUGCUAAGGUCGUCGACAAGAAACUAGCUACUCCGCCUCAGGUUCCGCCAUCUCCCUUUGCUCAACGACAACAACGUCUGAUCGAUGAAAAUUUUGAGCAACAAGAAGUGUUGAUGCUCCGCAGGAACUCGAAACAGACACGGUCAAGCAUGUCUCCGCCUGCUCGUGGACUGAAAACAGACGCACCUCCAAGGACCAACAUCAUGAUCAGAGACAACUCGCAAGAAAAACACAAUGAUUUCAAUGAAGCACGCUCCCAUAAUGAUGAGCAUUCACACUCCUUCAACGAAGGCGGGCGCGGUGGGAACAGUGAUAGUGAUUCGAUUUUGCAGGUCCCAAUCGAGCCUAUCCAGGACCUAGAUGAGGAGGAGCAAGAGUAUCUCUACAAACGGAUACAGGAAGUAACUGAAGGGGAGGGAUGAAGAUUCCAUAAAACAUGCACAAAAUUUAUAUUUUUGUGCAUAAUAAUAUGCAGUACUAGUUGAGCUGCUGCAGAAGUGAAAAAUCAUCUGAAUGGUCGUUCCGGUAUUUGGUAACCUGAAUUUGUAAUCUGAAUGGUUCCUCCCUUCUUCUUUUCCCUUAUGAUCCAGGUCAGGUUACCGAAUACAACCAGAACAAUAGUACAAAAUCUCAUCUGUUGUUUUAGAGAAGUUCACCCUUUUUUUGUCUAAGGUCUACCUGAUGACUGUAUAGAAGAAGAGACACGACGAGAAUGAGAAAUGAUUUAAUAUUCCGAGCUUCAUCAUCCAAUAUGCUUUGGCUUGUUUGGGCUGAAUUUUUGAUAAAUGCUGUCAUAGUCAUCUACAUCCGUGCAUCAUGUGGCAUGUGCUGGUCUAAUCAUGCAUAAUGCUUGAGUUUUCUACUCUUCAAGCUCACUCUUCAUGUCAUGGUUUUGUUCUCUUGAUCUUGAUGCUCUUUUCAUUGUUCAUCCAGAUCCACUAACAUUAACACGUAAACGUUCAGAAUCUUCGAUAAAAUCACAGUAACCAUGGUCAUAGAUAGCGAUAGGUAACUACAGUUGAUUAUUCUUGUCAUGGGUGUAGGUAGCACUAGCAGUAGCACGACGUUCUAAAUAGUUGAGAGCAGUACUAUCAGGUACAACGGGUUGUACUACGCGCACAGAUCAUUGGUUCCAUCAGAUUGUUGAGUCAAAAGCAAAUACAACAUGAAAAUUUCAGCACGUAGCGACAUCUUCAACAUGAUAUUUUUUGUCACAUCUUGUUUGAUCUAAAGAAAUAUAUACACGCCAUAUGCAUAGCCUGCAUAGCCUAAGUCAUGCAUAGCAACCUGAAGGUCGUUUAAAAAUAUAGCAAUGGUGCUAAGGCUCGUCCCUCAACAUCACGACAACCAUCAUAGACUUGUUGUAUGUACGUGCUCGCAAUGAUGGCAAGAUUAGUAUCAAUUACGAAUGCAGGGUUCUUAAGUAGUAUCUAUUUUUACAUAUGCACAGCAGGACCAGGGGGGCUCUCGGAGGUUCUUCAACGAACAGUGUCGCAAACCGACUCAUACACCCGAUUCUACUUCAGGAAAGAAGACCUCACAAGCGCUUGUCGCUUCGAACAUGAGAAGGAUGAAUAGAGAGACUUAUUCACUGACAUGCCACAUGUUUUCGUCCUCUUCAUGGAAAUUCAAAUUCAGUGGUUCUUGUUGUUUACUAGACACUCAUAUCGCUCCCGAGCGUAGUAGAGGUGCGGCAGUCGCAGCUGCGGGGAGGACGGUGUCGUAGGCAAUUUUAUAAUCGACGGGUUCGGAGGCAAUUAGUGCACGGUAGUAUAAGGAGGCUAAUGCACUCCACCCGUCGCCGGCAGGUACACCGGACAACACUGGGAUCACCCUUUCGGCGUUCUCGGACU
Molecule: messenger RNA, 7507 nt
Organism: Amoebophrya sp. A25
Lineage: Eukaryota; Dinophyceae; Syndiniales; Amoebophryaceae
Source: the annotation of a GenBank genome assembly